This is a messenger RNA of Didymodactylos carnosus, 1029 nucleotides long. The record is from the annotation of a GenBank genome assembly. NCBI's taxonomy places the organism in Eukaryota, Metazoa, Rotifera, Eurotatoria, Philodinida, Philodinidae.
AUGUUGACUAUUGCAAUAUUGUUAAUAUUAGGACAACAUCGUCGGGAGUCAUUUAUUCAUCACCAUGAUACCCUGGAUUCGUUAGCUGGACGAUUGAAACAACGCUAUGGUUUGCAUGGUAAUGAUAAAAAUGUUGAUUUUAUUCGAUGGUUUGAUGAAGAACAUAAGGAUUAUGUUGAUUUGGACGAUGAGUCGUUUGAUAAAAUUAAAAGAAUAUAUUUUUCUCCAUUCCAUUCGGCUAUACCAAAACCGCUGAAAUUUGAAAUAGUUAUGAAAAGGGGUUCGUCUGAACAGCAGCAGCAGUCAAGCGGCUACUUUGCAGUACAAAUGACUCCUUUAUCAUUCGAAAAUAAUGUUGCGUAUGAGCAACGCCUACAGUAUGAAAGUGAUAUUUAUCCAGUAAAUCCAAAAGAAGCACCACAGCACGGUUAUAAAUAUCCAACUUAUAUUAAAGCAAAAUAUAAAGUUCGUGCUGGUGAAAAAAUAUCUGAAAAUAUCAAAAACCUAAUUUCAACAGAUAAUACUAGUAAUUAUCGACUGAUUAUGUUUGCUGUUAUGAAAGUCAAUGUUGAUAAUGAGAUUGUAUAUUAUUUAUCACCAUUUCACAAAUUUUUAAAUCAGAUUCUCGAUCCUCGACAUCCGGCUACAAAUCCUAGUUUUAUUAUAAUAAACGAAAAAAAUAUGAUUAAUGAUGAAAUUGAGUUGAAACUGGCACUUAUUACAGAUAAUAAACGUCCAUAUCAAUUACAAAAAACUGUAUUAAAAUUAACUUCUGAUUAUGAUUUAAAUAAAUCACAAAAAGAACAGACAGGAUCAGUAUUGGAUAUAAAAAAUCAAGGUGUCGUUGAUCGACAGCACGUAUAUUUAUUCGUUGCCCUCGUUCAAAAUAAUGCAAUGAUUUGGGAUAGUCAUUGUAUCUCAGAAAAAAUGAUGCCAAGAAGACGAUUAUCGAAACAAACACGGCCGAUUGAAUUCAAUGAUCAAAUCAGUGUAUUACAACCAUCAAAACGAAAACGAUUAAAAAGUUGA